Molecule: messenger RNA, 4248 nt
Organism: Beauveria bassiana ARSEF 2860
Lineage: Eukaryota; Fungi; Ascomycota; Sordariomycetes; Hypocreales; Cordycipitaceae
Product: ABC transporter, putative
Exons: 3
Coding region: 1-4248 (1415 amino acids)
Biological process (GO): transmembrane transport
Cellular component (GO): membrane
Molecular function (GO): ATP hydrolysis activity; ATP binding; ABC-type transporter activity
Source: RefSeq, a predicted model, not a curated record
AUGAGCAUCACUUCUUUCACCGUGGACCAAGAGUCCAGCAAUUCGAAUUGCGAAACCGGACACGCCACAGAUGUGGACAGCCGGCUCGAAAACACCAUGUUAGUUGACAGGACAUGGCACAUGGCGCCCGAGAUGCAGAUGAUACGCGAGCGAGACGAACAAGGCGGAGAAAAGUCCAAGAAGCUCGGCGUGAGCUGGACCAACCUCACCGUCACCGGCGUCGGCGCCGACGCGACUUUCAAGGAAAAUGUCUUGUCACAGCUGAACCCCUUCCACAAGAGCACCACGGCUGAACCGAUAAAGACCAUUGUCGAUAAUUCACACGGAUGUGUCAAGCCUGGAGAGAUGCUGCUGGUUCUAGGCCGCCCAGGAGCAGGCUGCACGACCUUGCUCAGCGUGCUCGCCAACAACCGCCGUGGCUUCAAAGAUGUCACAGGCGACGUCCACUACGGAAACAUGACGGCCGACGAAGCAAAGCAGUACCAUGGCCAGAUCAUCAUGAACACCGAGGAGGAAAUAUUUUUUCCGACCCUGACCGUCGAGGCAACCAUUGACUUUGCCUCCCGCAUGAAGGUCCCCUUUAAGCUGCCCCCCGGCAUCGACACGCACGAGGAGUACGCCCAGUUUUACAAGGACUUUCUCUUGCGGUCGGUCGGCAUUUCUCAUACUGCCCACACAAAGGUCGGGGACGCCUAUAUUCGAGGCGUUUCGGGAGGAGAGCGGAAGCGAGUAUCCAUUCUCGAGUGCAUGACUACUCGCGCGAGCGUGUACUGCUGGGACAACUCGACGAGAGGACUCGACGCCAGCACGGCUCUUGAAUGGAUCAAGGCAAUCAGGGUCAUGACUGAUAUUCUCGGUCUCAGCACCAUUGUUACAUUGUACCAAGCAGGUAAUGGCAUCUACGAGCAAUUUGACAAAGUUCUCGUUCUCGAGGAAGGCAAGCAAAUCUUUUACGGACCCCAGAAGGAGGCUGUCCCUUUUAUCGAGGGCCUUGGCUUCAUGCGAGAUGGCGGCUCCAAUCGAGGCGAUUUCCUAACAGGUGUCAUGGUCCCCCACGAGCGGGUGAUUGCGCCUGGACACGAGGAGACUUUUCCUCGCGACGCCGACGCAGUGCUCAGUGCAUACAAAAAGUCAGCCAUCUACCCCAGGACGAUGCAAGAGGCCCAAACCUACCCCACGACCCAGGAAGCCGCCGACAAUACGGCAGUCUUUAAAGAGAUGGUUGCUCGUGAGAAGCACAAGGGGGUGCCCGCGAGUUCGCCCGUCACGGCCGACUUUCUCACGCAAGUCAAGGCGGCCACCACCAGGCAGUAUCAGAUCUUGUGGGGAGACAAGGCGACUCUCUUUAUGAAGCAGGGCGCGACCCUCAUGCAGGCUCUCCUCGGCGGUUCCUUAUUCUACUCUGCCCCGGACAACUCUGCCGGGCUCUUUCUCAAAGGUGGUGCCCUCUUCUUUUCUAUCCUCUACAACGCUCUCCUUGCUCUAUCCGAAGUCACCGACUCCUUCACCGGCAGACCCAUCUUGGCCAAGCAUCGCUCUUUUGCCCUGUACAACCCAGCAGCUGUCGUCAUUGGCCAAGUCGUUGCAGACAUGCCCAUCUUGCUGUUCCAAGUUUCGCAAUUCGGCCUCAUUCUCUAUUUCAUGGUUGGUCUCAAGAUGACGGCCGGCGCCUUCUUCACCUACCUGGCAAUCAACUACACAACCGCCUUGUCCAUGACCUCUUUUUUCCGCGUAGUGGGCGCCGCAUUCCCCACGUUUGACGCCUCGACAAAAGUCUCUGGUCUUUCCAUUGUCGCUCUAUUUGUCUAUAUGGGAUACAUGAUUAUCAAGUCCGAGAUGCAUCCGUGGUUUUCUUGGAUCUUCUGGAUAAAUCCCAUGGCUUAUGCAUUUGAUGCUCUCCUCUCAAACGAGUUUCAUGGCCAGAUUAUCGCCUGUGUCGGUCCCUAUCUUAUCCCCAAUGGGCAAGGCUAUGCUGAAGGACAAGGUGGACAGGCCUGUGCUGGUGUAGGUGGCGCGCCGCCUGGAGCCACGAGCGUCACAGGCGAACAGUAUCUCAAGCACUUGUCCUUUGCUCAUGGCCACAUCUGGCGCAACUUUGGCAUCAUUUGCGCCUGGUGGGUGCUGUUUGUUGGCCUCACCGUCUUCUUCACCAAUGGCUGGAAGCAAGUGGGAGAAGGAGGACGCAGUCUUCUGAUUCCUCGGGAACAGCACCACAAGACCAAGCACCUGUUUCAAAACCUCAAAGAUGAGGAGCAGGCACAGCCUGCUGAAAAGACCCAAGCCAGUUCUGGAUUCGACUCUGACAGGAAACUCGACAAUGAGCUCAUUCGCAACCGAAGCAUUUUUACCUGGAAGAAUCUGUCAUACACUGUCAAAACCUCCGAUGGUGACCGUGUACUACUCGACAACGUUCAAGGUUAUGUGAAACCCGGAAUGCUCGGUGCUUUGAUGGGUGCUUCUGGCGCUGGUAAAACUACGCUUCUUGAUGUGCUCGCACAGCGCAAAACGGAGGGAACCAUUCAUGGAUCCGUUUUGGUCGACGGUCGUCCUAUACCCGUCUCCUUUCAACGUUCUGCCGGUUACGUCGAGCAGCUCGAUGUUCAUGAGCCUCUGGCAACUGUUCGCGAGGCCCUGGAAUUUUCAGCCCUCUUGCGCCAAUCUCGUGAUACACCCACCGAAGAAAAGCUACGAUAUGUCGAUACCAUUGUGGACCUGCUAGAACUGAACGAUCUUCAGCAUACCCUUGUCGGUAGUCCAGGAAAUGGACUCUCUGUUGAACAAAGGAAGCGUCUCACCAUUGGCGUCGAGUUGGUGGCAAAGCCUAGUAUUCUCAUCUUCCUCGACGAACCUACAUCCGGGCUCGAUGGCCAGGCUGCUUAUAAUACCAUUCGCUUCCUCCGAAAACUCGCCGCAGCCGGACAGGCCAUCCUAGUCACCAUUCAUCAGCCGUCAGCACAGCUGUUUGCCCAAUUUGACACGCUCCUGCUGCUUGCCAAAGGUGGAAAGACUGUAUACUUUGGCGAUAUCGGUGAUAAUGCGAGCACCAUCAAGUCGUACUUUGGUCGUCACGGGGCUCCAUGUCCGUCUGAAGCUAAUCCUGCUGAGCACAUGAUUGAUGUGAUUUCAGGCAACGGGGCCCCAUCUCAUAAGCAAGACUGGAGCAAAAUUUGGCUGGAAUCGCCCGAACACGAGCACCUCAGCAAGGAACUGGACCACAUGGUUGAAUCCGCCCUCUCUCGACCAUCGGGAGUCAAUGAUGACGGAAAUGAGUUUGCCGCUUCCAUGUGGACGCAGAUCAAACUGGUCUCGCAUCGCAUGAAUGUAUCGCUCUUUCGCAACACUGAUUAUGUUGACAACAAGAUGGCCAUGCAUGUCAGCUUGGCCUUGCUCAACGGCUUCACAUUUUGGAUGAUUGGGGACAGUCUCACAGACCUUCAGCAGAACCUCUUCACCAUCUUCAACUUUAUCUUUGUUGCACCCGGUAUUAUAUCCCAACUUCAGCCCCUCUUCAUCGAUCGUCGCGAUAUAUACGAGGCGCGGGAGAAGAAGAGCAAAAUGUACCACUGGGCUCCCUUUGUUACUGGUUUGAUUGUGUCCGAGUUUCCCUACUUGCUACUGUGUGCUUUGCUGUACUACGUCUGUUGGUACUUUACUGCCGGUCUUCCUUCCGGUCCCGGGCACGCUGGCAGUGUGUUCUUCGUGGUGCUCAUGUACGAGUUCCUAUAUACUGGUAUUGGUCAGAUGAUUGCCGCGUACACUCCAAACGCCGUCUUUGCAUCUCUUGUCAACCCCUUGGUCAUCACCACACUGGUCUCUUUCUGCGGCGUCAUGGUACCGUACAGCCAGAUUGAACCCUUCUGGAGAUAUUGGAUAUACUACAUGGAUCCCUUCAACUACCUCAUGAGUUCCCUGCUUGUCUUUACUACUUGGGAUAAGCCUGUCCACUGCAGAGAAGAUGAACUUGCCAUAUUCGACCCGCCUUCCAACCAAACCUGCGGCGAUUAUCUUUCUGUUUAUCAAAAAGGCAUGGGAGUGGCCACAAACCUCCUCAACCCAGACGACACCUCUUCUUGCCGCGUGUGCCAAUACACACAAGGAGGAGACUUUCUCCAGACACUGAACAUGAAAGAAGAAUGGUACGGAUGGAGAAACGCAGGUAUCGUUGUUGUAUUUGUGGUCGGUUUCUACGGUCUCGUGUUUCUUAUGAUGAAGCUCAGGACCAAGGCUACCAAGAAGGCUGAGUCUUGA